GAAUAUGACCAAAAAGAAAAAAUUCGAUGUAUCGAUAUUACGCUACACUAUCGAUUGCUUUGAGAAUUUUGUUUGGAAAUAUUUACUAAUUACAAUAAUUAAAAGAUGGGUCGCAACAAGGCCAAUAACAAGAAGGUGGCUCCUGCAGCGAAGCCGAAGACACCGCUGAACAAAUCAAAGAAGGCCAAGAACGUAUUCAAAGUGGCCGACAACAGGAAGGGCAAGGGCAAGAAGCCCAAAGAAGUCCAGGGCAAGCUGAAGCAGAUCAAAGAAUCUGUCAAGGCCAAGCAGGAGAAGGUGGAUGCCACUCUCAAGACAUUGCAUAAGGAUAUGGUGGUCAAGAAGCCAAAGCCAGCCGUGUCCCCCAUCAAGAACAAACGGAAGCCAGCUGCCAACACCGAGAAGGUGUCCGACACUUUGGGCAAACUUAAGUUCUAAGGACAGCCCCGCCCAAUGAUUUAGAUGUAGUUAGUUCCCAUUCAUUGUUAGAGGCCGCGGCCGAAUGUUGCUAGUGCAAAUAUCAUACAAAUAUACGAUAGAUAUAUUGACCACUC
This is a messenger RNA of Drosophila obscura, 554 nucleotides long. RefSeq lists its product as uncharacterized. The transcript has 3 exons. The record is from RefSeq and is a predicted model, not a curated record. Bases 106 to 438 code for a protein of 110 amino acids. Lineage: Eukaryota; Metazoa; Arthropoda; Insecta; Diptera; Drosophilidae.